Molecule: messenger RNA, 2193 nt
Organism: Exophiala bonariae
Lineage: Eukaryota; Fungi; Ascomycota; Eurotiomycetes; Chaetothyriales; Herpotrichiellaceae
Exons: 2
Coding region: 1-2193 (730 amino acids)
Source: RefSeq, a predicted model, not a curated record
AUGUCAAGACUGGGCUCCCGAGUAUUGCCUGACUCGGUGGUCCGUGGCCUACUGAGUAGUGGUGAAGAGACUGCUGCCGAAGGACGUGCCUUGCGACUGGGGAGUGGUGAUCCCACUUCCAUGCUGUAUGACCAUCCACAAGAAGCAGAAAGAGAUCGCCAAAGUUAUGAUAGCCAUACCGAUAACCGUUUGUCCCUGACUGAGUCCAUAUCCAGACUCGCCAACAACAAUCUCGACACCACCACUCACGCACCUCCUCCCUUCUCCGUCACCCCAGAUUUCCACUCACCUAGCCAAUCGGUCUCCCCAUCCGGAUCCGCCACUCCUCGCAUGGAAAUGGAUGCAUCAACUCGAAUUUCCUCUCCCAUAAUAUCUUCUAUCCGAUUUCGAAAUCGCUUUAGCAGAGUUAGAGACUCGAUCUCGUUUCCUUCCCGAAUCUCUAGUCUUUUUGCCCGUUCUUCUGAUCAACUACAGUCCACUCAAGGUUCUCGAGAAUCCGUGGCCCGGCCGCGUGUUACCUUUGCUGACGAGUCCGAUCGUCUUCUUCCUUCAUUACAUCCCACCGAUCCUCGUCAUGACAACGAAGAUGCUCCACAUGAACUGGAUGCAGUCGAACCAGAAGCCAGGACAUUACUCUCGGGACCCAGGGUCACCUCGGGCAUGAGUACUAUUCGACGCUUCCAACCAGGAUUGCGAUCCCGUUCAACUCGCCUGAUUCGUCGUGGUGAGCAUCCGCCCUUGUCACAGGUAUUACAACUGGCGGCCGCCGCAAUAGCUGCUCAAUUGUCAGGACAUGCCAGUGGUGGCCAUACUGGCGGGCGUCAUUUGGGUGAAACAUUUGACGGUAGCAUACAGAACUUUGUACAGACACUUCAAGACGCGGCAACUGCACAAGCCGGAGAAGCCAUCGACAUGAAUUCGAAUGAUGGUGAUAUGCCUCCGGUCAACUUUAUGAGAGUCUUUCAGUUCCCCAAUGACGAGAAUGGGUCCCCAAUCGCAUCACAGGCCCAAUCCCGCGAUGCGAAUCAGAUGGAUUUGGACUCAAUUGCGGGCCCAGAAACCGACCGAUCUGUGACCCUGGUCUUGGUGGGAGUCCGAUCACUACCACACGGGCAGGAUAAUAACAAUGGUGAAAAUGGCACACUAGGCCCCAGUCUAGACACCCUGUUGAGCCUUCCUUUUCUCCCGCCCGCCAAUGUGAUGCGAAACGGAAGUUCGGGAGCUUUGUUUCGCCGCUCGGACGCGAGUACUCGAGUACGACCUAGCCACCGACGACAUUCCAUGACCAACUUUAGCUUCCCUGCUCAGUACGAAAGCCAGCGGCAUCAACGGACACGAGCAUCUGGUUCUCGAGCCUCCAAUUCCCUCGAUCCCACUUACCCUGCAACGCCCGACACCAACAGCGUUCCCACUCUUUUAUCGGAGAGUCCACCAGGUCCAAAUCCCCCACCAUCCACUCCAGCAGAUCUAAGAAGUGGCCAAGUUUCACCCAUAAGAAGACCUUCCUCUGCCUCAGCCGUGCAAUCACCUAAUCUCCCUGAUCUGGAAGAAGAUCGUACUCAAGUUCCACUGGAAACUCCACCCUCCGAAUCAUCAUUUAAUAUUGCUCGACAAAGAAGACGCAGUGACUCGGAAUUUGCUCGUCGGCCGGAGCUUGGAUCAGGAGCUGCCAGACGGAACGGAAUGGUGGAACCUGACCCGCCUCCACCUGGGGUAGGCAGAAGCUGGUUGAUCUAUGUUGUCGGUACCAACGUCUCACCUGAUCAUCCAGCGUUCACUAUGCCCAGCCUCUUUACCGAUCAUCCAUCAUACGAAGACAUGCAGAUGCUGUCCGCUCUUCUAGGUCCAGUCAAGCCUCCUGUUGCAACGCAGGACGAUGUAGGAGCGUCUGGAGGGCUCUUCCGCCUAAUCCUUCAAGAGGGAAACCUUGUUGGGGACUCGAUGGCAACAGACGAUGGCCUACCUUUGAUCAUCAAUAGUGGUGAGCGAUGUUUGAUAUGCUUGUCAGAUUAUGUCUCUUCGGAAGAAGUGCGUCGUCUUUCCAAAUGCCAACAUCGCUAUCACCGAGAGUGUAUUGAUGAGUGGCUUACUACCGGCCGAAACAGUUGUCCGAUGUGCCGAGGACAAGGUGUAGGAGAGACAGGAAAUGAAUCAGGAGCGAGUUCAGGAACACCGCCUCCUACAACGAUUUGA